Molecule: messenger RNA, 3852 nt
Organism: Synchiropus splendidus (mandarinfish)
Lineage: Eukaryota; Metazoa; Chordata; Actinopteri; Syngnathiformes; Callionymidae
Gene: mmd
Product: monocyte to macrophage differentiation-associated
Exons: 8
Coding region: 1246-1965 (239 amino acids)
Cellular component (GO): membrane
Molecular function (GO): pore-forming activity
Source: RefSeq, a predicted model, not a curated record
CACCUCUGAAGGUCCCAGGUGGAGCGAGGGCGGAGCGCACCUCUGAAGGUCCCAGGUGCAGCGAGGGCGGAGCGCACCUCUGAAGCUCCCAGGUGGAGCGAGGGCGGAGCGCACCUCUGAAGGUCCCAGGUGGAGCGAGGGCGGAGCAUUCAUCAGAUGAAGCGGAGGCACAGUUGCCACACACCCUGCAGGCACAGCUCUUCAAGCUCCUGCCACCAUGGGUUUGUCUCCAUCCACGUGCUGCGAAGGUCUCAGUCAGACGUGCUACUUCUCAUGGCAUCACGUGGUUGUUGCUGUUGUUCUCUCUGUCAAGCAGGAACAUGUGUUUCCAGACACGGUGGUCAGGUUUGUUGCUGAAGAUGACCCCAAACGUAACGCGCUGGUGUAGCUGUGUCGCGCGUGUCAGGGACGUGAGCACGCCACCUUAUGGUCCGUUGAUGGUGAAGAAAGCCUGUUGACCAGCGUGGGGCCCAACCCUCCCAGCCAGAGCGCUUCUCCUGGUGUCAGCGCUCGCGGGGUUGAUCCUGCACUGACGCCGCCUCACGAGCAGCAAGUCAAGGCCGGUUCAUCCACUGAGCGGGUGACCGGGCCGUUACGUAACACCGCGCUCCUCCAAGAACAUGGCUUCUGCUAACACUGGUCAGACCCCGACUUGCACCAGAAAAACAGCUGCCAAAUAUGGCCUUGUCUUCAUCGCCUGUGCUUAAAUCCCCUGGUGAUUUGUUGUUUAGUGUUCGUGUUUCAACUUUAUUGUGAUGUGUUUUGAACAGGAAUAUAUCCAUUACACUGGCAGCGAUGGAUCUGUACUGUCUCACCGCUGUAACACGUAUAUAACCGUGAGACCUCUCUCACCGACUCAUUCAUUGUAUUUAUUACUGUGUUCACGGAGUCGGCCAACCAUUAAGCCCCGCCCCUCGCGCUGACGAUUGGUCAAUGCAGCCGCGCUCUGAGACGCUAUUGGCUGAAGGAGCUGUCGGUCAUUGUCGCACAUCCGGCGCAAACCGAAUCCCGGAGCUCGGUUCGGAACCGGAAGCUGCGGCGCCGCUCCUCCACCGAGCGCGUACCGAGCGAGUACCGAGCAGGUUUGUGGCUCCUCCGCCAGCGACACGAGAGCGGCCAGUGCGCCAGGAUGGAGAGAGCGGAGGGGCGCGCGCGCGUGUCGUGGGAUUAGCCGGCUAGCUGUGCGGUGCUCGGCCUCUGGCCUCCGACUCCUCGCCGCUUCUGGGUUUGGCCUCAGCCGCCGACAUGAAGAGGCUGGACAGCCUCCACAGGUUCAUGAACAGACGCGCCUCUGCUAACUGUCGCUACCAGCCCACGUGCUACGAGCACGCCGCCAACUGCUACACUCACGCAUUCCUCAUCGCUCCGGCCAUGAUGGGCGUGGCGCUGCUGCACCGCCUGUCCGACACCAGCUGGGAGCGCCUCACCGCCUGGGUCUACGGCCUGGGCCUCUGCGCCCUCUUCCUGGUCUCCACCGUCUUCCACGUGGUCACGUGGAAGAAGAGUCACAUGAGGUCAGUGGAGCAGUGUUUCCACAUGUGCGACCGGGUGGUGAUCUACUUCUUCAUCGCCGCCUCCUACACUCCCUGGCUGAACCUCCGUGAGCUGGGCCCCCUGGCUGCACACAUGCGCUGGUUCGUGUGGCUGAUGGCUGCUGCUGGGACCUUCUACGUCUUCAACUACCACGAGAAGUACAAGCUGGUGGAGCUGGCCUUCUACUUGACCAUGGGCUUCUUCCCUGCCUCAGUUGUGACGUCGAUGAGCAACACGGAGGGCCUCCAGGAACUGGCCUGCGGCGGCCUCAUCUACUGCCUGGGCGUCGUCUUCUUCAAGAGCGACGGCAUCAUCCCCUUCGCUCACGCCAUCUGGCACAUCUUUGUGGCGCUGGCAGCCGCCGUCCACUACUACGCCAUCUGGAAGUAUCUCUACAAGGCGCCCGGCGCCGACUCGCAGCUGGACUCCUGAACCGCCACCACAUACUGCCAUUGAUGACGGGUGGCACCAAGUCACGUCCACGUCCUCUGGGACCGGAGACAUGCCCUCUGUGACUGGUGACUCGUGUGCUUGCUGACGGUCGGACUGUCACUCCACGUGGUUCCGUCUUGACUUGUGAUGAUGUCAUGGACUCUUGACUGCUUGUAUGUGUCAUUACUGGGAAGAACCACAAACUUUUGCCAGACCUGUGACCUGAACACUGACUGAAGAAAUGCAUUAGAACUGGAGAUCUUGACUCUGGGUCUAUGACGAGUCCUACAGACUCAGACAUGACUUGACAUGAACAUCCGUCACGACUUGAAGCUCUUCUGGGUCUGACUUGGACUUGUCACCGAUGCUCUGGAUGUUGUCGGUCCACUGUUUACAAGUUUUUCAUUCUACAAAAACUUUUUAUGCCCGUGUCACCUUUGACAUGUGAAUUUUCUACGUCUCAAGUCGCUAUCAUUCCACAACCGAGGCCGUGUGGCCCCUCGACUUUCUUAACUGCAGUACGAGCCGUUGACGUUUCAGUCACCUGUGAAGCAACUGCCCAGUGAAAUGUUUCCUCUCGCAGGUGACCUGUCGAGUCAUGUUCCGCGCUCACAAGUCAGCGGGAGCUCGGAGUCACUUUGGCGUUUGAUGCCAAACACGAGGGGCGAGGUGUGUUCACUGUCGACAGGAACCACGGGCUUCUUGUUGCUGCGGCUCCCUCUAGUGGCGCGACCCUAGCCUUUCAGGGAGGACUUAAAACGUCAACGUCUGGUUGGUGGUGCGAUUGUCAGGACAUCGAGGACCGAGUGAACCUGUGUUUGACCUUUGCCUUUGCUGCUCGUCCGUUCACGGCGCUGCGGCGCCUCUGUGACUGAAAUAAAGCUCCUGACUGUCUCCCGCUCUCCAUGUGCUUCUUCCUCCUCCGUCGUCGUCGUCGUCGUCAUGGCAACCUCUGCGCCGCGGCCUGAUGUGGGCAGACGUGCGGAAGAAGCAGGCGACUGCUAUAGUUCCAUAUUCUUUAAUAAUCUUGGAUCUGUUGUGCCUUUAAAAUACAUAGUAAUGUCGAUAGGAAAAAUACUGUACAAAAACAACAGAAGAGGUUCAUAUAAACAUUUCUCUGGUAACCAAUAUAUCUUCUCUGCUGCGAGUCGUUUGGUCUGCAGUAAACAAAUGGAGCUUCGCCGUCCAACCCUUCCUCCUCCACACCGGUACAUUCAUUCAGCCGUCGUGACGGACGGACGGCCGACAGAGACUACGAACAUCUGGAUCGACUCUAAAAGAAAAGCAUGCUAGAAGCCAAAGGAUGAUCAACAAAACAAGACAAAAGGGAGGGAAAUGAAGCUUCUGCGGUGAGAGAACUCACUACGACAAUCAGUUACACGUCUCUUUUCUAAUGUCACAACACCACCUUCCGUCUCCAGGAGCUGCUGAUAAAUAAGUGGCGGCGGGAAGGGAGGAGCGAUUGUGGCGACGCUUUAGUGCGGGCGGGCGCUGAAGAGUCCCCGCGAGGGACGUCAGGACUAGUUCAGGUGGUGGAGAUGGGGCUGUUAUUGCUCGCGGCGAGGAACAGACGAGGGCAACAGUGUGGAGAAAUGCAGGUGCGCGAGGAAAGAGCCCAAGUGAAAGACCACAUCUGAAUUUAGAGGAGCAUCUCCACGGACAGAAGCUGAAAGUAUCGUCACAGUCUAGAGGAACCUGAAGAAGGCGCUCUUAGAAACCACCUGAAAAGACGACGUCACCAGGAGACGAAAUGGAAAAAAGAAAACAAGCAACAGAACCCACCAAACAUUUGCAACGAUGGGAGGAAAGUGGGCUCUCGCCAGUAUCGAAUGGUUUGGAGGGCCGGGGCAAGAUGAACGGGUGAGUCAUGAUGGGUGAGCUGAGAGG